Molecule: messenger RNA, 6095 nt
Organism: Perognathus longimembris pacificus (Pacific pocket mouse)
Lineage: Eukaryota; Metazoa; Chordata; Mammalia; Rodentia; Heteromyidae
Gene: Znrf3
Product: zinc and ring finger 3
Exons: 8
Coding region: 218-3043 (941 amino acids)
Biological process (GO): ubiquitin-dependent protein catabolic process; Wnt receptor catabolic process; negative regulation of canonical Wnt signaling pathway
Molecular function (GO): ubiquitin protein ligase activity; frizzled binding
Source: RefSeq, a predicted model, not a curated record
GGAGAGCGGGUCACGACGCUGCCGGGGCGGGGAUAACCCCUCACGUGGAGCAGAUGAAAGGGCCGCGGCGCGACGGCCCGGGGAGCCAAGCCGAGCCUGCGACCCACAAAGCCGCCAGCGCGAUGGGGCUGUGAGGCGUCCGCCCGCGCUCGGUCCUCCGCCGGCCAGCGACUAUGCCCGGCCGCGCCCGCCCUCCGCGCCCUCCCGCCGCAGGACCAUGAGGCCGCGCUCGGUCGGGCGCCCAGGGGCCCCGGGCCGCCGCCGCCGCCGCCUCCGCCGCCGCCCCCGCGGCCCCCGCGGCAGCCGCUUGCCGCCCCCGCCGCCGCUGCCGCUGUUGCUCGGGCUGCUGCUGGCGGCCGCGGGGCCCGGCGCGGCGCGGGCCAAGGAGACGGCGUUCGUGGAGGUGGUACUGUUCGAGUCGAGCCCGAGCGGCGACUACACCACCUACACUACCGGCCUCACGGGCCGCUUCUCGCGGGCCGGGGCCACGCUCAGCGCCGAGGGCGAGAUCGUGCAGAUGCACCCAUUGGGCCUGUGUAAUAACAAUGAUGAAGAAGACCUGCAUGACUAUGGCUGGGUAGGAGUGGUGAAGCUGGAACAGCCAGAAUUGGACCCAAAACCAUGCCUCACUGUCCUGGGCAAGGCCAAGCGAGCCGUGCAGAGGGGAGCCACAGCAGUCAUCUUUGAUGUGUCUGAAAACCCAGAUGCCAUUGACCAGCUAAACCAGGGCUCAGAAGACCCGCUCAAGAGGCCAGUGGUGUAUGUGAAGGGCGCCGAUGCCAUUAAGCUAAUGAAUAUCGUCAACAAGCAGAAAGUGGCUCGAGCGAGGAUCCAGCACCGUGCUCCUCGACAACCUACUGAGUACUUUGACAUGGGGAUUUUCCUGGCUUUCUUCGUUGUGGUCUCCUUGGUAUGUCUCAUCCUCCUUGUCAAAAUCAAGCUGAAGCAACGGCGCAGUCAGAAUUCCAUGAACAGGCUGGCUGUGCAAGCUUUGGAGAAGAUGGAAACCAGAAAGUUCAACUCAAAGAACAAGGGGCACCGGGACGGGAGCUGUGGGGCCCUGGACACACUGAGCAGCAGCUCCACGUCUGACUGUGCCAUCUGCCUGGAGAAAUACAUCGAUGGAGAGGAGCUGCGUGUCAUCCCCUGUACUCACCGCUUUCACAGGAAGUGUGUGGACCCAUGGCUGCUGCAACACCACACCUGCCCCCACUGUCGGCACAACAUCAUCGAGCAAAAGGGAAACCCAGGGGCCCUCUGUGUGGAGACGAACAACCUGGCCCGCAGCCGGCAGCCAAGGGUCACCUUGCCGGUACAUUACCCUGGCCGCGUGCACAGGACCAACGCCAUCCCAGCCUACCCUACAAGGACAAGCAUGGACUCCCACGGGAACCCUGUCACACUGCUGACCAUGGACCGGCAUGGGGAACAGAGCCUCUAUUCUCCACAGACCCCUGCCUUUGUCCGUGGCUACCCACCCCUGCAUCUGGACCAUACCCUGGCCGCUCACCGAUGUGGCCUGGAGCACCGAGCCUACUCACCAGUGCACCCCUUCCGCAGGCCCAAGUUCAACGGCCGCAGCUUCUCCAAGGCAGCUUGCUUCUCCCAAUAUGAGACCAUGUACCAACGCUACUACUUCCAGGGCCUCAGCUACCCAGAUCAGGAGGGCCAGCCCCCGUCCAGCCUUGCUCCCAGGAGCCCAGCCCGGACCUUCCCACCAGGUGGUGGCAGUGGUGGCCUGCGCUUCCCCACUAUGGUGCACAUGGCCCCGGCCACACAUCUGGAGAGUGGCAGCGCAUCCAGCUUCAGCUGCUACCAUGGCCACCGCUCCGUGUGCAGCGGCUACCUGGCUGACUGCCCGGGCAGUGACAGCAGCAGCAGCAGCAGCAGCUCUGGCCACUGCCACUGCUCCUCCAGUGACUCGGUGGUAGACUGCACUGAAGUGAGCAACCAGGGUGUGUAUGGCAGCUGCUCCACCUUCCGCAGCUCCCUCAGCAGUGACUAUGACCCCUUCAUCUACCGUAGCCGGAGCCCCUGCCUUACCAGUGAGGCGGGAGGCUCAGGCCGAGGGCCUGCUGUGCACCUUGAGGCCUCCCCACCACCUGAGGAGCUCCAAGCUGUCCAUGUUCACAGUGCUGGGCAGGGGGAGCUGUGGCCUAUCCCAGCCUCUCCCCCGGGGGACCAGCUGUCCACCUGCAGCCUGGAAAUGAAUUAUAGCAGCAACUCCUCAUUGGAGCACCGGGGGCCCAAUAGCUCUACCUCAGAAGUGGGGCUGGAGGCUUCUCCUGGGGCCGCCCUGGAACUCAGGAGGACCUGGAAGGGGGGUCGUGGGGGGUCAUCAUGUGCCUGCUGCUGUGAGCCUCAGACCUCACUGGGGCCUGGGGCAGGGACAGCUGGUGGUGGUGGCCCCUUGUUCCUGGGCUCCCCACUCCACGAGAGCUGCAACCCCGCAGGUGGGGACCUGCAGCCAGGUAGCUCACAGGGCCUGUACAGCCUUCACUCAGACCACUUGCCCAGGACAGAUGAGGUACAGUACGAGGGCCUGCCCUGCUGCUUCUAUGAAGAGAAGCAGGUGGCCCGUGGCGGGGGCGGGGACUACGCAGUGAGUGUGCAGUACACCCUGGCAGAGGAGCCCCCACCCAGCUGCUACCCAGGGGCCCAGGACCCAAGCCAGCGCAUCCCCAUCAUUCCUGAGGACGUGGGCUGCGACAUGGGCCUGCCCCCAGACUGUCAGGGGACCUACAGCCUUGGCCCCUGGAGCGAGGUGCUGGGCCUGGACACCCCGCAGCACUACACCCAGGAAGAGGAGCGGGCUCCGUGCUACCAGGCCACAGUGCUGCUGCAGCCUGGCUGCCCACCAGAGGAGGCUGGUGCCUCCAGGGCCAGCCUCAUCAGUGCCACCCAGGACACUCAGGAGCCCACCGCCCCAGCCACUGAGGUUGCAGGUGAGAGCAGGAGGUGGCAGGAGGCCAGAGCAGGCAUCUGUGGAGUUCCUCUUCUCCUUGAGCCUUUUCUGAAUGACUCUUCUCUGUCCCUGGCUUAAACAUCAGCUGUACUUGAAGGAUUGCUGCAAGUUCCAAACCUGCUGUGCCCUGUUUGUGUUCUUGCCAUCUCCCCCAAAUGCCCAGUAAGCACCCUACUCCGUGGCAUCCACAGCAGCCCUUCCAUAUCCUCCCCUGCAUCUCCAUGCUGCCCAGUGCAGCCCUGCUUUUCUGCAGGGCAGAGGCGGGAGGAGCCUUCCAGUGGGUCUCCUGUUGCUGUCUUGCCUUCUGUUCUUGGGAGGCGAGUAGCCUGUUUUGAAAUCUAAGGUGAUCUCUUUACACUAGAAAAUGCUUUAGGAACUUAUCAUUCAUUCCCUUUAGCAUCUUAAAAAUGUGAACCACUGAAACCCUAGUAUGGGAAGAAAAAAAAAGCCGGGGGGGGGGGGGGCAGAACUGCCCAUUUCUGAUCUGUAGUACCCAGUGCUUGAUCCUCUCUCCUUGCUUGCUGCUUUAGCCUCUGGCCAGUUUCAGCGUUCCAGGCAGGCUCACUCCUGCCUCCAGGUCUCCCCUUCUCUUCCCCACCAGAUCUCAGCCUGUGAACCUCCAGUUCUUACCAAAUUCACUCUCACCCCUGUUGCUUCCUAAGGCAUCCCAAGCUAAGGUUAUUGCCUGAGGGGACUGUAAGCUGGGGGUGGGGAGGGGGUCUUCCCUACUCUUUCCAGUGCUGCAGCUGUGCCCAGCACACACUAGGCAUUCAGCAUUGCUCUCGUGUUUUCAUGUCACCUUAGGGCUUCCAGAAAUCUCUACGUGAAGACAAGGGAAGCCAUUCCCAAGAGACAGCUGUGUGCUCUGCAAAGUCUGAGCCCUUCUCAGGAAGGAGUGCUGUUCAGCCUUUGUCACGUUCACAGCUCUUCCUGAGAUACUGCCUCCUACCCAGUCACUUGCCUGCCCCUGUGUGAUGCUAGCUUUCUCCCCUGAUGGUUGCUCUUUCUUUCCCUCCCAGGAUCAGGGUCUCGCCCUGGCAGUGACAGUGGCAGCACAAGGGCCUGAGCUUAGAAGAAGCUUACCUGGAAACUGGGAACUGUAUGGAUACUCCAAACUGACUUCCUUCAAGAAAAAAAAAAACAAAAACUUUUUUUUUUUUAGCUUUGAUAAACACAAUAAGUGGUAAUAAAGAGCCCUCCUCAACCUAAAAUGUGAGCCACCUGUGGCAAGACCCUUCUCCUUCCCUGCCUCCCCGUUAAUAACCCACCAGUCAAAAUCUCUAGUCCUUUGCCUCUUCUGAUAACCUGUUACUCUUCUGUUUUGUAAAGUGUGUGUUUGGGGUUCCAAGGUGUGUGGGAUUGAGUUCUCUGCUUGUUUGUUGUUUUGUUUUUUUAAGAUAUAUGUAAAUGUAAGAAGUUAUUUAUAUAUUCUAAAAGAACCCUCACCACCAACUUUUGCUGAAAAAAAAAUCACUGCUGCAUUAAAUGAACCACAUCAUGUAUAGAUACUGUGGUCUCCCUGGAGGGAGCUCAGGCCUUUGAAAAGCUCAGGGCUGCACUUGCCUUAGAAAUGAACCAGAAACUUGAAGUAAAGCUAGUUUAUAUGGGUACAAACUGAGGAGCAAUGCAAAGCUGCCUCUCCUCCUUGUGGCAAGUCCAAACCUACAGAAUGGAAGCCAGACCUCUCCUGCCAUUUGAGUCUGCAGUUCUGGGGUUGCCUAUGUGACAGAUCUGCCCAGUGUCCUCAGCCUGUCCAUUUGGACCAUCAUUCCAAAUAUAGCCACAAAGAGUUCAUGGUCCUGUCUUGGCAGAGGUCCAGAUCCUAGGAAGGGCAAUGUUCCUGGGUUUCUUCACUCUGACCCCUGGGACAAGGAAAAAGUCUUUUCCUCUUUAGUCCCCACUUUGGAAUCCUUUGCAGAACUAUUAAGGGCUUCCUGCUAUUGGCUGCAGAAAUGGCUGGACACAGAGUGUGUGGAACAGAUACCCAGGAGGAAUGUAGUUUUGUGGCCUGGUGUCUGAUGGGGCUGGGAAAGAGGGCUCUGCUCACCCAGCAGCACCCCACCCUUUGGAGGAGGGACAGAGAGGCCUGAAGUACACAUGUGGGGGGGGUAGCUCUACCCCUCUGCUGCUGCUUCCUGGAGCCACAUACUGGGGACCCCCACCCCGGAGUGUGCACUGAGCUGAGUUCAAUGAUACAUUUCCUGUCCCUUUCCUUCACAGAAGCACGCUUCAGGGUUGUUCCAUCCUCAAAGCCGAAAUUGCUCAUCUCGCCUGCAAAUGUCUACUAUCUGUCUGCCUAAUGCACUAUUAUAUAUUGAUUUUCCAUGAGACAAGAGAGACUAUCAGAUAGUUUAGACCCAAAGGGUAGGUGCUUAUUUUUCCAGCCUUUUUUUCUUUUAAGGGGAAGGGAAAGUUUUAAACACAAAUCUUUUUGGUGUUUUUUUUUAAUGUUUUAUUUUUUAAAGGGAGAGAGAAUCUAUUUAAAACUAUUUCAGAUCAGGGAUUGUCAUCCUUCUUGUCUAAUGUAGUCCUUGUUCUUUUGUUCACACACACACACACACACACACACACACACACACACCUUUUUAGAGGACACUCAAUCACCCUUGUGUUUGCUGACUUUUUCUGGUCACUUUUAUUCAUUUACCAGGUAUUUUUUGCCAUCUGAAAGAUUUGGGGCUGUUGGCUCUUCACAACUCUUUUUUAGAAUAAGGGCCCUUGGGACCUGGCUUUCUAUCAGUGGAAAAUAAGGAGCACCAAGGGUUACCUGGGGACAGACAACCCCUCCUCCAAAGUCACCCAUGAUAUGUGAAGAGAGAAUUUCACUGUAUCAGAAUACUUGGUUCUUUAAAACCCCAGCCUAUGACAAGGAAAUUUGCUUAUUUCUAACCAGCAUUUGAUACAAAAAAAAAAUCAGCAUCGAAUGAUCCAGCCAUUUGCCACUUAGGAAGUCUGGUGAGAUUUGUACAGUCUCAUCAUAGCUGCAUCCCCAGGCUAUGCCUGGCAAACCUGUUGGUUGAGUGUGUGAAGCACCUAAGUUGUUGACAGGCCGCUGCUACUAAAGACAACAGCUUGCAUUACUUACUUUUAGGAAAUGGGGGGAUAUGACUGUAUGUGAGAGAGAAAAGUA